CUCGCGACUAAUCGAAGGGCGAGUGCAGUUGAGAGAAAAGAUUCACGUGAAACUUUCCCGCGUAAAAUAAACACUUUUGUUGGAAAUACGUGAAUUAGGGGAGUGGAUUGAUUGAAUGUCGUUGAUUGGAAAAGCUUUUUUCGAAGGUUUCAAGUUGAAUUGUUUUUAUUUUAUAUAGAGAUUAGAUUUAAAGUAUUUUAAUAUGAGUGGGAGUUUGUUGCUGCUCAGUUUGAUUUUAACGAUCAAACGAUGCCACAACUACUUCACCUCACUACUGUCAACAGAAAUUUAUUAAUCAAAGGACGAUAAUGUUUUUAAGACAUUCAAUCAUAGUGUUUACGACACUAACUUUAUCGUAUCAUACAAUAAACAGUUGUAAACUCGAAGACUAUUUUAAUAUUAAAGAAGUGAGCAUCGAAGAUGCGGUACGAACAUCCAACGUGGUCUUCCGAGCUUUAUCUACUCCUCUAAGGAACUUCGAUACCGAAGUACUGACGGCUUAUUUUGAUUUGGUUACAGUUUAUAAAGGUGAGGAGAAGCUGAGCGGUUGGAGGCAACUUAAUAACUAUUUUCGUAAAAUCAACGUAACAUUCGUAACUAGCGAGGGUCCGGACUGUUUACUGGAAAACGAGGUGCCGAGGGAAUAUGUCGUCUUUGCGAAUCUCGUUGGGGAUCAAAUACGUGCCAGUUGGGCGGCCAAGUGGGACGACGAAGUUGACGUGAGGGUGUGGGAGGCACUGGGGUGGAGCGAGUGGACUAACUGGUCAGCGUGUAGCGUUUCUUGUUCGACGGGGAUCCAGCAACGGACCCGUCGCUGCUUGAAAAUCGAAUGUUCCGGAUUUAAUAUUCAACAAAGACACUGUAAUUUAUUUAGUUGCAAUGGUACAGUGACCCCACUGAGCCUGAAAGAGGACAAAUAUUUCCAUCCGUCUAAGGAUCGUUGGCGACCAGUUCCAGACAGAGCGACAGCGUGGCGUCUCCAGCCCAACUCGUACAUUUGGAUUCCGGCCUCGAUGCUUUUUCCCAAAGAACUGGAUCGCAAUAUUCCCAGGGAGUUUGCCUUGGCGUUAACGCUAAGAAUUCCUAAUGUAACGAUCGGAACUGUAUUCAGCUUACGAUCCCGUUCCAAACAACAUAUCUAUUUGUCGUUAGAAGUCGCAGGGAGCGAUUUAAAAUUUAUCCACGCAACCGAGAAGGGAACGGAUGUGGUCCGAAUUCCCACGGGAAUGGAUGACGGAAAGUGGCAUCAAGUCGCAUUCGGUAUUCGGGACGAGAGCAUUUUGGACGCUUUCGUGGACUGCGAGUGGUCCCGGACUGAAAUUCUUUUGGCUCAUUCACUUGACGUUCCUGAAGACUGCGAUGUCAUCGUAGGGUAUUUGUUUACAGGUGACAUCGAACAGUUAACUUUACUAAAAGACCCUCGUGCAGCCAGGCUUCAAUGUUCCACCACCCAAACUUCUAUAGAAGAUUCCGAUAUGGAGUUCACUUCAAACGGUUUUAAUUUAUUGAAAAGGAAGGUAACAAAGAGCAGAACACACCGAUAUUGAAAAAUUAAUGUUUCGGGACUAUUACUGAAUAAAUACGGAACGAUUUUGAAUACUUAGUCUUCCCCAUCUGUUAACAUUUUUUUACAGCUACUCUGUAUUGUUGUUAAAAAUAGUGUGGGGAUGAUUGGAAAUAAAAAACUAUUGUCAAAAAAAAAUAGUAUACAUUUUUAUUUUCUUAUUCUUAUUAUGUGUUAUUUUAAUCAUAGAUAUUAAAUAUAUGUACGUAAUUAUUAACUAAGCCUCUUAGUUAUCCUUUUUUUUGUUAUUUUUUAUAUGUACCUGUAUGACAAUAGGCCUAAGGUAGGCCAUAAACGUUAUUUUCUAAUAUUAACAUAAAAUGUAUUAAUAAGAUGUGAUGUUUAUUAACAGAUUGUA
Anthonomus grandis grandis is the source of this 1922-nucleotide messenger RNA. RefSeq lists its product as uncharacterized. The transcript has 8 exons. The coding region runs from base 309 to 1547 and encodes 412 amino acids. The record is from RefSeq and is a predicted model, not a curated record. NCBI's taxonomy places the organism in Eukaryota, Metazoa, Arthropoda, Insecta, Coleoptera, Curculionidae.